AUGGCAUCUAUUGCAUCACGAGAAGUAGAACGGGCCGGUAUCUUGAGACAAGAGGGUAAUGAAUUCUAUAAAUCAGGCAAGCUUCUCAAAGCCAUCGAAAAAUAUCAAGAAUCUGCCAAACUUGUACCUGAAAGUUACGCUCCACUCGCUCUUGAACUCUUAAGGAAGAGUAAUGGCGAUGAAGAUACGGCUUUGAUUGAGAAGUUACAACAGCGGAUCAACAGGGCAAGGGCACAUUCAUACAGAUCAUCUGAAUUGGAGCAGCUGCAAAUGCGAUUCCAAAUUCUCGAUUCCUUGCCCCGUUAUCGCCCAUCAUUGAUGAUCAACGAAGAAUAUUACACAAUUGGACACGAUCAGCCGGCCUCCUUGUUCGAUCUCACCAUUAAUGAACAUGACCCCAUGGCUAAAGUUGUCUCUUUUCUAUUUGGUGUUAUUGGUGACGCACGUCACUUGAUUCGGACUAUCAGUGGUUUUGCUGAGCUGGAAAAGAAGCACCGAUUGAAGCAAAAGCAAUAUCACCUCAGUAUGAUUGAUGUGAACAAAUACGCUCUCACAAGAGAUUUGAUUAUGUUCAUGUUGCUGGAGGAAUUGUCUGGCCUAGAAACGAACUCUGAAGAGGCCGAGGAAGUCUUGACUACUUUAUUCUUUGUCUUCAUCGCCGUCAUUAUUCCUCGCGUCGCUUUCGACCACUUGCAUCGCACCAUCGAACGAGCCCUCUCCGCACUGCAGUCCGGAUUGCAGCCACUGAUUUGGAUGUAUCUCCAUGAAGAGGACUUUCACUUGUACAUUCAAUCCUUGAAGAGCUGGAAAGGUAAAGCUUUGACCAUAUUCACCAUUGCGGCCGCAGUAGAUGAACUACCCGCUGCAUGUAAGAAGGAAAACAAACUCUACAAGGUUACAGCUAUCCUCUUACCCCCCGAGAGAGUUCUCCAGAAACACGACCCCCAGAUGCUGGUAUUACUCAAAGAUCAUAUCGACCAGCCGAAAUCGAAUGCUGCAAAAUUCAAAACCACCUUCAAGAGUACUGGAAAUUUAACACAACCCUCGUCGAUGUUGAAUGACGCUGCCCAAUCGAUCAAAUAUUUGAAAGGCCGUCUUCAAGUCGAAGCAAUUCAUGGGGACUAUGUAGAUGUUGCAGAGAAAUUAAGAUUUAAGUUGUACCGCGAUGAAGCUAGUUCAGGUUCACCAAGAGCCACGGUUUCGAAUAUAAUUCGCCGUAAAGACUUUCCAGUCUUGUAUGAUCGAGUACAUUUGAGCAAUGUUCCUGACUACAUGGGUGGGCAUCUCUCAACGUUUUUCUAUGCUUCUCCACUUUUGAAGCCAAUUCCCUCCAGCUCCGUUGAGUCAAACUGUCUACGAAAUUCGGGAUCCUGGAAUAAUCUCGAGAGCUUCCUUGCCGAAUAUCACCGACACCAAGAUGCUCUAGCAACUUACCUCUGUGACAGUCUUAUCUCGCGGUACAUACCCAUGGCCCAUGGCUAA
Sclerotinia borealis F-4128 is the source of this 1482-nucleotide messenger RNA. Lineage: Eukaryota; Fungi; Ascomycota; Leotiomycetes; Helotiales; Sclerotiniaceae. The record is from the annotation of a GenBank genome assembly.